This is a messenger RNA of Kuraishia capsulata CBS 1993, 4836 nucleotides long. RefSeq lists its product as uncharacterized. The record is from RefSeq and is a predicted model, not a curated record. Gene Ontology annotation, cellular component: THO complex part of transcription export complex. Gene Ontology annotation, biological process: mRNA export from nucleus; mRNA processing. The transcript is spliced from 2 exons. Gene Ontology annotation, molecular function: mRNA binding. The coding region runs from base 1 to 4836 and encodes 1611 amino acids. Lineage: Eukaryota; Fungi; Ascomycota; Pichiomycetes; Pichiales; Pichiaceae.
AUGAGUGAUCACGAUAUAGAGAUGGAAGAUCCUCCGCCAAUUCCUCUUAUUGUAGACACUGAGUGGGAUUACCUUACUGACGAGGUUGUUGGUUCCUGGUCCUCUGAGUCCGUCAAGGUUCUUGAGACGAUAUCGUCUGUGGAAGAGAAACUUUCCGAAUUUUUCUAUGAAAUUGUCCUCACUCUGGAACAAAAUCCGCAGAGACUGACUUUGUCAGAUGUGGUUCCAGUGCUCAAAGAAUGCACCAAAGAAGAGAAAGCUGCUGUUGCGCUCUUGGUGGUGAUUGAGUCGUUGCCCUCAUCACCAGUCCUGGAGCAAUUGCUCAAGCAAGUGAACUUGGAUGCGAAGUUGGAAGCUCAGUAUCUGAAUACCAAAUACAUGCAAGGAUUGGGUCUGGUGUCGCGGGACUACAAGAAGAUCAGUUUUGAGUGGCUCAGAGAGAACGAAUUCGGAGUGCCGACAAACAACUCUUUGGUUGAGUCCAGUGAGGGAUUUUCCAAGCUCACGGGUGCUUUCGACGCUCUUUUGUCUGACCCAGAUUCGCAGUCCAAGCUGGAUUCAGCCAUCCCGGUAUUGAACAGAUAUGUCGGUCAUUACAGACUGAAUAUCGGAAGAUGUAUUCUUAUUGCAUUGGAGGCUAUAUCCGUGUACUACUUUCAGAACACGAAGACUUGCGUUGAGUUAUUGAACCGACUACCAUGGUGGCAGCAAGAUGCCCCGCCAAAGUUCACUUCUACCACAGAAGCAUUCCAUUAUUUCGCAAACACAAAGACAAUCUCAUCUCAGAAUGAUGGAAUACUGAAGAAUUUCAAUAAUUCUUCAACGGCUUUGAACCCUAGAUUACUGGAGCUGUUGAAAUUUAGGAACGCUAGUAUGUCGUCUACAGAGCCAUUGAAUCUGGGGACCGCCUGUGUAUAUGCCACAUUGAUUAAAUAUGGUGCUGCGUCGCUAGUGGACGUAUUAGAAAGUUUGCUGCCGUAUAAUGAUGAAGAAAUGAAUUCUUUGGAAGGCAAUUACAAAACAGAAAUGGCGAAACAGUCGUCCGGUGUGGGGGCCUCUGCUCUAGCCAUGGCUGCCCCCCUUGUCUUGGACUCGGAUGAUGAAGAUGACAAAAGACCAUCCAAGAUCGACACCAAAAAGAAGGAAGUUUCCAAAAAAGCCAAACCGGUUGAAGCUGCUAAGAUCACCGUCAAUCAUAAGGCUGAUUUGCUGCGGGGACUGCUGAAGUGUGGGAUGUACUACGAGUCGCUCUUUGUAUUAUCGCAGUACCCAUACCUCCCUCUGGUAUUCAAGGACAUUGCUGAUCUCAUCAACGAGGUUGCUAACUAUAUGCUGGAGGAAUAUAUACAGCUACAACCAAAACUCCGUGGAGACUUGAAACAUCUGUUCUCCAACGGUUCGGAUGUUGAAGUUGACGCCGUGAAAUCCAGUUUCUGGAAUGAUUUACCCUCCAUUUCUACUAUUGCAUCGUUCAAACAGUUUUCCCGGGAGUUCUUGAAGUAUAACAAUGUUAAUAUUGGCCGCAAUCCUGCCCUGUUCGGCAAAUUAUGCCGAUUGGUGGUUAGUGAAAUGCGCGGUUCUGCUGACGACAAUGCUGAAUGGAUACAGUAUUUCCGCACAGUGCUAUUUCCUGCAGUUUGCUCUUUGGGAGAGAAUGUUGGACUCGUGGAGGAGGCGUUCGAAAUACUGAGAAUGCUCUCUCUUGACCAGCGUUAUAACAUUUAUGGAGAAUUUCUGAAAAUGACGACCAAAAGCAACCCAGAGGUAAAAGUGCAUCACACGAAAGCUGAAAAACAGACCAAAGAUACUUUGAAAAGAUUGUCCAAAACAAACGCUAGUUUGAUGAUGAGAAGGCUGGCAAAGAUCUCCAUUUCGAACCCGAUCGCUUGUUUCACUGCCUUGUUCCAGCAAAUUGAAAGCUAUGAUAGUUUGACGAAUUUGGCGAUUGAUGCGUCUAGAUUUUUCUCUGAUUUUGGGUGGGAUGUGCUCACAUUUGUGAUGCUUCUGAGACUAACGUCUCAAAGACAGGCUGUUCAAGACGACGGGAUAAACAUGGCAUUAUGGAUCCAGAAUCUGGCAACUUUUGUCGGCAAAGUGUCUAAAAGAUCACCAAAGUUCCAGAUCGAGCCUAUUUUGCAAUUCAUAGUGAAAAAACUCCACUCUGGAUCCUUUGAUACACUGAUCAUAGUCAAGGAGCUGUUUUUCAACAUGACUGGAAUUCAGCAGAUCUCGAAUUUGACUGAGUCUCAGGUCCAUCUUCUCAAUUCAACAGACGCUUUCAAGCAGCUGGUAUACAUGGUUAUUCAAGAUACGCGCCUGGAAUCACGCAUGAGCAUGGAAAGGCUUUACAAAGCAACACAACAGAAUGGAAUUUUGUCGGAGCUGUUCAUCUUGUUGAGUCAACUGCCUCAAAAACUUGUCUACGAGUUUGAUGGACCGCUCAAAGUUCUGUCCCAAAGAUCUGAUGAUUUGAACGGUAUCAUCCACGUUUUGACAACAAUGGUCGAUGAAGUUCAAAAUGAGACACAUGAAAGCUCCUCCGUACCGCUUCCACAGCUGAUAUCCAAAUAUGGAGUCUCCGCAGAAUGGGCGUUUGAGUUAUGGAGGAAACAUCUUGAUAUAUCUAACCAAUUUGAUGACGCACAGUCUGCUACUGUGUGGUGCUCCUCAUUCAAAAGACUCACCAAAGAAGACCCGGCUGCCAUUUUACCAAACAACUCUGAAGAUUUCCUAACCCCCGAGUUGUACUUGGUAUUCUGGCAACUGUCGUUAUAUGACAUCAACAACGAAAGAAUUGAUUACGAAAGCCAACGCGAGAAGAUUCACCAGCAACUCCUGGGAGAAAAGAAGAAGCUUAAGUAUGCUGCGAAAGAUUCGGAUACACCAAGUUCGGUGUUGAAAAAGAUCAACAAGGACAUCGACUCUCUUUCAGGCAUCCUUGACAGUGUAAGAGCUGGAAGCGAAAAGCACAUCUUUCACUGUCAAAACAUGAUUUCGAUGUUGGAGUUGUCAAAGACUAGCUGGUUUAGAACAGAACUUCGGGAAGAUGAAACAGAGGAGUCAUUAGCCGAAAGCAAUACUCAAAUGUUUCUGGAAGGUUGCAUAUUGCCCAGAGCCGUUCACUCGUCUUUUGACGCUGUAUUUGCUGCAAAUUUCAUCUUUUUGAUGCAUAAGUUGGAUGUUCCCGGGUUUUCCACGGUUGUCUUACUCGAUAAGCUGUUCAACUCUGGAUUACUCCCAAUGACAUUAUUUGCAUCUACUGCACUGGAGACUGAGAACCUGGGUCUGUUUUACUCUGUAGUUAUGUCCCAACUUGAGAUUUGGAGGGAUUCAAGGAAGUACGAUCUGUUUGCUCUGGGAGUGAAUAGCGAAAAGAAAGGCAGCGGAGAUACCAAGGAGGGGACUGAGACCGAAGAGAAUUCUAUGGAUGUCGAUGAGGUUGAGCCUGAAGUCUCAAAUUUGCAAGGUAUGAUCCCACCAGGAUCCAAUGUCCCUCUCACUUUCAAACAAUAUGGAAGAGCAAUGUUCAACUGGCACAAAUCAGUCCUCAAAGAUUUGUCUAAAAGCUUGGAAUCGUCGGAGUAUAUGUCUAGAAACAACGCCAUUGUAUUUCUGAAAAAUCUUCUUGGUGUGUUUCCUAAAGUUGAGGACCAUUGUGAAAAACUGUUGCAUGUCAUCAACACCAGCAGCAGCAAAGAUUCCAGAGAGGAUCUUGCUCUUGCCUCGAAUGCGAUAUCUGGACAUCUGAAAUCUAAGAUGGGCACUUGGAUUCAUAUGUGGGAAUUUUUCGAAAUGGAUGAAGAAGAGAAAGCAAAGCAGGUAGCUAAACGUGAUCAGAUAAAUGCGAAGAGGAGAGCAGCCGAGGAGAAAGCGAAGGAGUUAGCCAGAAAGGCAGAGGAGGAAGCAAAAGCAGAAGCAGAAAAGGAGAGAGCCAAAAAGGCAGCAGCAGCAGCAGCCUUGAACAACAUCAAUGCAGUCCCGUAUGGUUUGACUGGGUUAUCCGCUCCUUCUAAGGCGAAGCCUGAGGCGGUUGCUACCGCAAAGCCCGAAACUCCUGUUGUGGAUAGUGAAGAGACAAAGGAAACCCAUAAGAGUAUUCCGGCUGCAAGAAAGCCCAAAUCUAGCGAUGAAGUGCCUUCAAAGGUGACCAGCACAGAGACAAAACCAGUGGCAUCGCCAGCAGACAAAAAAGAACCAAAGAAGAACGAAUCUGCCGAUUCCGACAGGAAGUCUAAGCCCUCUGCUUCUGAACUUCUAAGAAUCCGACUUCAACAGGAAAAAGAGCUCAAGGCAAGCUCUUCAUUACCUCAGACACCCAAAUCUUCUUUGCCCAAUCAACCCUCGAGGUCAUCUACUUCUCGCUACGAACAAUCGAGAGGGAGCAGGGAUCAACCAUCGAACUAUUCCAGGGACUCGUAUCGCUCGAACCCAAGAGACAACCAAAGAAAUCACGAUAGUAGAAGUGCUGCGAACAAUCAUCCUUUACCUCCUCCUCCAAUGCCUCCUAGAGGAAGAAUGGAUGCCCCUCUUCCCCCUCCUUCAAUGCCACCAAGAGAGAGGGAUACCAGAGACAGGGAUACCAGAGACAGGGAUACCAGAGACAGGGAUACCAGAGACAGGGAUACCAGAGACAGGGAUACCAGAGACAGGGAUGCUAGGGACAGGAACUCCAGAGAGAAGGAGUCUCGUCCGAGAAAUCCGUUGCCACCUCAGUCCGAAUUGAGAAAAGCCCCUGGUCCUCGUGGUGACAACAGAGACAGAGACAGAGACAGAGACAACAGGAAGCGGAAUACUGGUGGGUUUGAAAAUGAUAGAAAGAGAGGAAGAUAUAACUAG